UCGAAUCAUCCCUACUUCUCCCUAUCCGCUACGUUACACCAAUGGGAUAACUGCAGGCCCGACAACUCUCUCUGAUUGGUUCGGCUCAACGAGGGGAGCGCCGUAUAUAUUGACCGCGGCACCGACGGCACCCCUACAAUUCACCGUCGACCUCGAGCCGACAUAGAGUUCUGUGUUUUCCGACGCAUAUCUAUCUGCAGUUGAAAAUGCCACCAAAGGCCAGCGGUAAGGCUGCGAAGAAGGCCGGAAAGGCCCAGAAAAACAUUUCCAAGGGCGACAAGAAGAAGAAGCGCAAGAGGAAGGAGAGUUACGCGAUCUACAUCUACAAGGUUCUGAAACAAGUCCACCCCGACACCGGAAUAUCGAGCAAGGCGAUGAGCAUCAUGAACAGCUUCGUCAACGACAUAUUCGAACGCAUCGCCGCCGAGGCCUCGCGUCUCGCCCACUACAACAAACGCUCGACCAUCACCUCCCGGGAAAUUCAGACCGCGGUCAGGCUGCUGUUACCUGGUGAACUGGCCAAGCACGCCGUCAGUGAGGGCACCAAGGCGGUCACCAAAUACACCAGUUCCAAGUGAGCUGCUGCUCCCCGACAAACGACAAACCGGCCCUUUUUAGGGCCACCAAUUCAUUUCAAAGACAAAGAACGAUUCCUUUCUGGCUGAAUUCAAUAUGUUAAUGCUGCUCGUAAAAUAAUUCUCGAGUUUUCUUCUAGGUUGAUGCGAAAAAACCGUUUGCAAAGGCAGUUCUCGCAUGGAAAACUCUCAUGCGUACGUGCAGGAACCUAUUUUUUCAA
Messenger RNA from Athalia rosae (coleseed sawfly), 796 nucleotides. RefSeq names its product histone H2B.3. Gene Ontology annotation, cellular component: nucleosome. Gene Ontology annotation, molecular function: structural constituent of chromatin; protein heterodimerization activity; DNA binding. The transcript has a single exon. The record is from RefSeq and is a predicted model, not a curated record. Bases 207 to 578 code for a protein of 123 amino acids. Lineage: Eukaryota; Metazoa; Arthropoda; Insecta; Hymenoptera; Athaliidae.